Messenger RNA from Branchiostoma floridae (Florida lancelet), 1493 nucleotides. RefSeq names its product complement factor H-like. The transcript is spliced from 8 exons. The record is from RefSeq and is a predicted model, not a curated record. Bases 134 to 1264 code for a protein of 376 amino acids. NCBI's taxonomy places the organism in Eukaryota, Metazoa, Chordata, Leptocardii, Amphioxiformes, Branchiostomatidae.
CCUGUCUUUCCGCUGCAGCGUGCGGGUGUUGCUGGCCUUGGUACUGAUAGCGGCUCUGCUGUGGGAGUCGGAAGCAAGGUUCUCAUGGAGAAACCGCAACAGUUACUCACGGAGGUACCGUCGCACACGACCUAUGUCGGUGUGCUCCAACCAUCCCUCUGGGUGGAGUCCGGGUGUCGUCAGUGGAAUCGGCUGUAGCUACCCGUAUCAUGAGGGAGAGACCUGCGGGUUCACCUGUCGGGACGGGUACAGGCAGACUUCAGGUGACACCAGCAGGACCUGUAGCGGUGGCUCCUGGUCCGGACAACCCCUGGUCUGCGAGUACACCGGAUGUGCCCGACAUCCACCGUAUAGUAGGUUUUCUUGGCGGAAAGGAUGUUUCUAUCCUUACGAGAGCGGAGAGAACUGCACCUACGAGUGUAGGGAUGGAUACACGGCAGUGUCCGGAGACUCUGUCCUCACCUGUAGGGACGGAGCCUGGUCUGGGACAAUGCUGACCUGCAACUACACUGGAUGUGAUCACUUACCGUACACUAGGGGCACCAGUAAAUCGGGAUGCUGGUAUCCUUACGUGAACGGAGAGAGCUGCACCUACACCUGCAGGAAUGGUUUCUCUAGAGUGUCCGGAGACCCCAGUAUCACCUGUCAGAACGGUACCUGGUCCGGGGCUCCGCUGACCUGCAUGUACACCGGGUGCAAACGACCACCGUCCACUGAAGGUACUUCGCGGACAGGAUGCAGGUGGCCUUUCGAGACCGGAGAGAAUUGUACCUAUACCUGCAGGAAUGGUUACUCUAGAGUGUCCGGAGACCCCAGCAUCACCUGUAGGGACCGAGCAUGGACCGGGACUCCGCUGACCUGCGAGAUCACUGGAUGUGAGCGGCCACCGUCCACUAGUGGAAGCUGGGGCCGGGGAUGCAGGUGGCCUUACGAGAACGGAGAGAACUGCACCUAUACCUGCUGGAGUGGACACUCCAGAGUGUCCGGAGACUCCACCAUCACCUGUGUGAACCGUACCUGGUCUGGAACCCCGCUGCAGUGCCGACGUACCUCCGGUUGUAGCCGCUCUCCACCUCGUCGCUAUGGCUCCUGGGGACCCCGGGACUGCGGCUGGCCGUACGAGGAAGGGGAGACGUGCAGGUUCGAGUGCCGGUAUGGGCAUGAGCAGCGGUCCGGGAACACAACCACCACCUGCACCGGCAUGGAGUGGACUGGAGACCCGCUGUUCUGCACCAGGAGCUCCAACUGGUGGUAUGGGCGUUAAGACGUCAACCCGACCGUGAGGCUUGGGCCCAGCAACGUCACUACGUCAUGACGCCAGCUCACAUCCUUUUGUUAUGUUUUGAAUACUUGGAUUAGAUGUUAGAGCAUAAUCAUAAUUAAGAGCUCGACAAGAGAUAAAUCUGUAUGGAUUGAAUUGUGUCUAAAUCAGUUUCAUCCAUUCAAUGGAUGAUUAUAAACAAAGCGUUCUCGCGCUUCUAGUAGCAUAGAGA